Molecule: messenger RNA, 1238 nt
Organism: Serpula lacrymans var. lacrymans S7.9
Lineage: Eukaryota; Fungi; Basidiomycota; Agaricomycetes; Boletales; Serpulaceae
Exons: 1
Coding region: 515-940 (141 amino acids)
Source: RefSeq, a predicted model, not a curated record
AUUUUAGAAUUGGCCGAAGUGUGCGCUCGUUGCUUGAGGGCAUGGUUGACGGAGGCCUGUUGUAUGAUGUGCCAGGCUUGAUCGGUGUGCUUGGUCUUGACAUGUGUCUGCUCGAGGUCGAUGAGGAUGAUGAGCAACAGUCUUCCCCUCCUCCUUCGUCUGGUAGCGGUUUAUUCGAUAUGAGGGGCGUGGCUGGCGUGCCACUACGGCCCCCCUUGAGCUUCUUGAACAUGACGGUAAGUGAAGGCGAGGUGGAUUGGUCCGACAGAGAUAAAUGAAGUUCUUGACAGUGCGGAGGGGAAGAAUGAAGGCGACGUGGGGAGAGAAGGAGAAAUGAAGAUCAAGAGGGCUGAUCAAGAAGAAGGGGAAGGGAAACAGUUAAGCAGGGUUCGAUCGCUUUAUAUUGAUUUCAGGAGCGAACGUUACCUGGUCGUGACAGAAAGAAGGACGAGUGAAGUGUCGUGAAAGCCUCGUAGCCCCGCACGGGCCAGCGUAGUCAGCUAAGGACGCUGAUAUGGGUGGGGGGGUGACGCGUGCAGGACAGGAGGGAGUGAGUGAGGGGGGAAGAAAUACCCUCCUCGAGUCUGACACGAGGCUUGGAACUCUUAUGGCAAUCUAUUUAGGCUCCCAAGAAACACUGGCCAAUCACAGCGCGCGUACCGCCUCACGUGACUCCAAAAUCAGCUUUUUGGGCGUUUAUAUGGCCAUGCCUCCUCAGCUCUCUCUCCACCGCAUGGCACAACAAAGCAUGCUCCACCCAGAUGCCUUUCUCCCUGUAACACAGCAAGUGUUCCACUAUCACCCCCGUGCGUUCGCCUGGGUCCUGCAAGUUACCCCACCAGAACAGCCCUCCACCGCCUUAUCAUGCGACAGAAGAAAAAAAAGAACACGUUUCUCGACGUCGAACCCCAUUACACCGCUCUGGAUACUAAAUGUGUAACAGGUUCAGCGCAUGGCUAUAUGACUCAGUCCUGUCCUUGUCGUGACGCCCGGUUAAUUCUACCCUCCUAAGCGCCUUCUAUGUCGCAGGGUCGCAGCAUUGUGUACGUAGCACUUCCAAAUUGAUAUUUCCUACAUAUAUUCCGCAGAAUAUCUGAUUGAUAAGGCAGUGAAUGCGCGUUUGUCAGUUACGAUUACCCCUAACUAGGAUCGUGGGUAACGCAUCCAUAGAGGUACACUGUACAAUGUAAACGCUACCUAGAGCAUAAACACUGAGCAUUGAUAUGAUGUAGACCUAA